This is a messenger RNA of Spea bombifrons (plains spadefoot toad), 2643 nucleotides long. RefSeq names its product regulator of G protein signaling 5 (gene RGS5). The transcript has 5 exons. The record is from RefSeq and is a predicted model, not a curated record. The coding region runs from base 216 to 761 and encodes 181 amino acids. NCBI's taxonomy places the organism in Eukaryota, Metazoa, Chordata, Amphibia, Anura, Pelobatidae.
AGAUAGACCGAGAGUGAUCCGGUGAAAACUAUAGACAGCUCCUAUUAAAGAGUGAGAGAGAACUACUAGCGACGUUAGAGACUGCCUGGAACAGUGAGUGCAUAUCUCAGAAAACUCAGACGUUUCCCAACUCAAAGACAUAGUCAGCUACUGGGGCAGAAAAAGCUCAUUUCCACUUAUUUUUCAAGAAUCGACAAAACUCCGAAGAAGCCAAAAUGUGUAAAGGAUUAGCUGCCCUGCCACACACCUGCCUGGAGAGAGCCAAGGAGAUAAAGACCAAACUUGGGACCCUCCUCCAGAAGCCAGAUACUUCCAUUGACUUGAUCAUCCCCUACCCUGAAAAGCCUGAAAAACAAACAAAGGCUACCAAACCGUCGGCAGAAGAGAGCUCGCAAUGGAAAGAUUCUCUGGAGAAACUGCUUCAGAACAGCUAUGGACUUUCCACCUUCCAGAACUUCCUGAAGUCGGAAUUCAGUGAGGAGAACAUUGAGUUCUGGAUGGCUUGUGAAGAGUAUAGAAAGAUCAAGUCCCCAGCCAAGCUUGCAGUUAAGGCCAAGAAAAUCUAUGAGGAAUUCAUCCAAACGGAGGCUCCAAGAGAGGUCAACAUUGACCACUUCACCAAAGCAGUCACCAUGAAGAACCUGGUUGAACCAUCAUCCACCAGCUUUGAUCUGGCCCAGAAGAAGAUUUUUGCUCUGAUGGAGAAGGACUCCCUGCCCAGAUUUGUGCGGUCCGAGUUCUAUCAGGAACUGAUAAAGUAACAAUGCGAUCGAGCUGUGCAGUGCACCCCCACCAUGCCAUGAGUUCUAGACAUCAGUUAGCUGGCAUUUAUUUCCCUGCAGCUGCUUUGGUUAAUAACAUUGUUGUAGCCAAGGUUCCCCUCGUUAAGAAGGUGUCUGCAUAGUUCCUAAUACUCAUAAAUGUUAAUGCAAAUCUAACCUUAAGUAGGAAGCUUACUGCUUUUUUCUUAAUUUGUAAUCAAGUCAUUCUUUUUCUAAAUGGUCAUAACAUUUAACCUGAUGUGAAUUUUCAUCUGAUAAAUGAUUCAUCCCAUGAAGGGUUCCACCUAUAAUAAAUAAUCAUAUUGUUCAGUUCUUAAGUGUACUCACUGCAAGACUUUAGAAAAUAAAACCCAUUCUGAAAAUGGGAUAUUUUAAUUUCAGUUCACUAUUUGACCUUGUUGGGUUUACUCAAUACAUGCACAUGGCCCAUGUCACUGCGUCUGGCAAUUGUGCACCGGCAUAUCAGAUUCAUAGUGUAUCUUUGAUUCAUUUUCCUAAUUGCAAUCUGUAAGCGCAUAUAAAAUAAGAAUUUUAUAAUUACAAAUGCUGUUAUGCCGAUGUCCAUAUUGUGAGGCCUGGUCAACUGUUCUUUACAAGCCCUGUGACCUGCACAGACUGUCGCUGCAAGUUAUUCACCUGAAUGUAAUAUUUACCUGUAGGGUCAGGAGGUCCUGCUUCCAGGGUAAAUAUAAGGAGGUUAAGGAGUCGUGAUGUAAGGUUUCGGGAAUGGGUUGUUAAGCUUACAGAAAGGUUUAAGGGGAAUGAAAGGAAUAAAAAGCUCAAUGCAAACCUAUUUGGAGUUCAAUUUAAUGGUGGGUCACAGGAAUUAAAGAAUGCUUCAAUAUGUAUAUACCUUUCUAAGAAAUAUUGAGAAUGAAGUCAGUGACAUAAAUCGAAUGACUAGAGGAAGCAUGCAACAUAAUAAGGCUAGAAAGUUAAUUGUUUCCAAUAUCUGGCAGCCUUAAUGCUUUAUUAUGAGGGUUUUUAAAUGGAUUGGCAAUUCAAUUACUAAUUAUUAAAAAUCAUUCCAUUUGUGUCACAGUUUGGACACAGAUAUUUAAGCAUUCUCUUUGUUAAGGAUAUCCUAAACAUCAGCUUAAGAAAUUCCAGAAAAAGAACUUCCAGAAAUGCAUCUCAAGAAGAAAUAUUUUUUUCUGUGAAUCCUGAAAUCUGAGUAUAUAACUAAAGUACAAGUUAAUCACAGCCCACUUUAAAUAUUGGUGAAUGUCACAGCUUCCAGUGGUUGUCCAUCCAUUAUUAUGGUUGUCCAUCAAGCAGACUUCCUUCACCAUGUACGAUAGUGACCUUGGACCCACAGUUUUACCUUUCAGAUUCUUCAGAAUUCCCAGUAACAAAAGAAUCCCCAGGAAAUAUUAAAGUUUCAGAUCAUGAACAGGGUACUUUGAGGAAUCCUUUCUGUAAGGCAGGCAAAAGGGCUCAGUAAAGCAUUGCAUAUUAUUUUUAGGCUAGGUCGCCACAUGGAAACAAUGUUCAGGCUGUCAUCAUUUUGCAUGUAUUGAUGCAUGGAAUUCCUCUCAUUGUUGUCAUUGAUCAGUACUGGGUAUGGUUUAUCGGCAGAUAGGCAAAUAUGUGACACCCCGUGUGUCAUGCCCAAGCAAAGACAACUAUGUACUCUUUCGAAGCAAACAGUAUUUAUAUGUCAAGUAGGAGGGUCUACAGAAAAAUACCUGUAUUGGGUCUUCACCAGGGGGCAGCUGAACAUAGCAUUUACAAUACCAAUUACAUUAUAUGUUCAACUGCAGACUGCACUCUGCCUGAUUGUUGUCCCCUAAUAAAACAUUUGUUUCUUCUCUGUAAACCACAUGCGUGAAAAAUAAAGAUUGUUUUGCUUUUGAGUGUG